GAACGGCUGCAUAUAGAUGAGUCAGUAGCCAGUCUAAGCUGACCCACAGAUAUAAAAUCAAGGCACUGAGUACCUUCGGCUGGGGCACUUAAACUCUCAAAGGUGCAAGAAACUUGUUCACAUCAACCACCUGGCUGCUUUCUUUGGGACCAAGAAAAUGAACGUUUGUCUCCACAUUCACCCCAGCCAUCCAUGAGGAAGCACCAUGAAGUGCACCUGUGAGAUGGGUCACAGCAGCCCAGAGUGAGGCAGUACAGACAAUGGUAUUCCUGUGUCUGCCCUUUUAUUCCUUCUCUUCCUUCAAGAGUGGCAGGACUUUAUAAGAUCAGGGCACUGACAGAAAGGAUGUUCAAACAUCUUCGGAAAUGGUUUGUCACUCAUAUUUUUGGGCGUUCUCGGCAACGAGCAAGGCUGGUCUCCAAAGAUGGAAGGUGUAACAUUGAGUUUGGCAAUGUGGAUGCACAGUCGAGGUUUAUAUUCUUUGUGGACAUCUGGACAACUGUACUUGACCUCAAAUGGAGGUACAAAAUGACUGUAUUCAUCACAGCCUUCUUGGGGAGUUGGUUUCUCUUCGGUCUUCUGUGGUAUGUCGUAGCAUAUGUUCAUAAGGACCUCCCAGAGUUCUACCCACCUGACAAUCGUACUCCUUGUGUGGAGAACAUUAAUGGGAUGACUUCGGCUUUUCUGUUUUCUCUGGAGACUCAAGUGACCAUAGGUUAUGGAUUCAGAUUUGUGACAGAACAGUGUGCCACUGCCAUUUUCCUACUUAUCUUCCAGUCUAUUCUUGGAGUGAUUAUCAAUUCUUUCAUGUGCGGUGCCAUUUUAGCCAAGAUCUCUAGGCCCAAAAAGCGUGCUAAGACCAUUACAUUCAGCAAGAAUGCGGUAAUCAGCAAGCGUGGUGGGAAGCUCUGCCUUCUCAUCCGAGUGGCGAAUCUUAGGAAGAGCCUUCUGAUCGGCAGCCACAUAUAUGGCAAGCUUCUGAAGACUACCAUCACUCCUGAAGGAGAGACCAUUAUUUUGGAUCAGACCAAUAUCAACUUCGUAGUUGAUGCUGGCAAUGAAAAUUUGUUCUUCAUCUCCCCACUGACAAUCUACCACGUCAUUGACCACAACAGCCCUUUCUUCCACAUGGCGGCAGAAACACUGUCCCAGCAGGACUUUGAACUAGUCGUCUUUUUAGACGGUACAGUGGAAUCCACCAGUGCAACCUGCCAAGUCCGCACAUCAUAUGUCCCAGAGGAGGUGCUUUGGGGCUACCGUUUUGUUCCAAUAGUAUCCAAGACCAAGGAAGGGAGAUACCGAGUGGAUUUCCAUAACUUUAGUAAGACGGUGGAAGUGGAGACACCUCACUGUGCCAUGUGCCUGUAUAAUGAGAAAGACGCCAGGGCCAGGAUGAAGAGAGGCUAUGACAACCCUAACUUUGUCUUGUCAGAAGUUGAUGAAACAGAUGACACCCAAAUGUAGCAGUGGCUUUUCUAUCUGCAAAAAGCUUCCCAUAAACCUAAUGGUUAGCUGAAGCAACCAAGAGUUGGGGGUGUUGAAAGCAGGAUGAGAACCUGCAAAGUCUACCAGCACAGUCAUCCCUGAACCCCAUAGCUAUGACUCUACAAGACUCAUAGUUCUGUAAGGCUACAGCAGUAAGCAUUUGAUGGAUUCAAAUGAAUAAAACUGGGAUGUGGAAGCCAUAGGAGUCCACUUGGAAUCUUCACCAUGACUGUGUAAGCUCAAAUGGUGUUGAUGGAAACAAAGUCAUCCAAGGUCACGUGGACAGACAAUGGAGAUGCUUGUAGGUAACUCCUGGAAGAAGCUACAAGCUUUGGAUAACUUCGGGAACUAGCCGUAUUUUUCCAUUUGAUUCUGUGGAUGAGAAAGAGGCCACUUUAUCUUAGAGUUUUAUCAAUGGAAAAUCUGUCUCCUGAGUUGGAGAAUGAGACAACCAAUCACUGCCCAUAAGAUGCUGUCACUUCAGCUCUAAACUUCUCAAGCUCUGGUGUUUGAAGCCUUUGUCUGAGUCUGGGUCCAUGUUUCAGAAGGGGCAAGGUGGCAUCCAGUGACUGCACCUCUCUGAACCCGAGGUAGAGAGGAACAGGAUGACCCAGCAGGCUUUGUGACUUUCCCAGAUGAUGCAGUCCAUAUAGAAUUUGGCCUGCAUGAUCUCCUGUGUUACACUGAAUGGCGGCCAAGUCCAUUCUUUAGAUGCUAAAUGAGCAUCCUCCUGUGAAGGAGAAUGCUUGAGUUGAAAGUGUUGGUGAGGAGAUGGGAGAGAUGGCUUAGUUUGUAAAGUGUUUGCUCUACAAGAUUGAAGACAUGGGUUUGGACCUCAUGCCCCCUCCCCAAUCCUGGUAAUGGGGAGGUGGAGAUGGAAGGAUGUCUGGGGCUUGCUGGCCAGCUGAAUGAGUGAGGUCCAGGUUCAUUGAGAGACUGUUAAAAAAAUAUGGUGAAUGGGGCUAGAGAGAAGGUUCAGUGGUUAGAAGCACCGUGGCUGCUUUUCCAGCGGACCUAGGUUUGAUUCUUGGCACCACUGGUGUUUCACAACUGUCUCUAAUUCCAGGUUCAGGGAAUCUGAUGUUCUUUUCUGGCCUCCAUGAGCACCAGGUACACAGACAUACAUGCAAGCAAAACACCAUACACAUACAAUUUGAAAAGUGACACAGAGAAUGACUAAGGAAGAAAUCUUAUGCCAACUUCUGAUACACACAUACACACACACACACACACACACAUAUACACACAUGCCAUGGUGAUUUUUUUUUCAAUAUUCAAUGGAUGGGUUAUGAGUUAUGGUGCUGAGUACUAUGAAAUUGGUCAGCUUGAAGGAGGUAUUUCUCUGCCUAGUGCUUGAACUAAAAUUCUAGGUAUGAAAGGGGAGGGAGAGAGAUACAGUGAGGAUAUUGCUAUUUUCUUGUCCCUGGGGGCCAUCCCUAUGUCCUCCAAAGGGAACCAUUUAGCAGGAGAAUUUACUUUGAAGGAAGGUUCUAAUGUGAAUGCCUUGUUUGUUCAUUUCCACCCCUUGUUAUUCUGAAUGCACCUUGAAAAAAAAAGUGGAAUUGAAAGCUGCUCAAAAAUCAAAAUAUUUUCAGUAUGUGAUUAAAAAAUUUUUGAAACUGCCUGAGCAAAAAAAGUUUCACUUAUGCAUUAACUGUGACAAGGUGAUGGGGAAAAACAUUCUUGCCAAGGCAGACUCUCUCCUGAAGGGGGUGGGACAGGCGGGAAGGAGGCAAACCAUGUUUGUUGUCUAGACUUCCUGGGAGGAAGUGAGCCAGGCUGAAGCCAAGCUCCUUCUGGUCCAGCUACAGCACAUCUCUCCAGCAUGGAUCUUGGCACAAAGAAAGACAGCAGCAAACCCUUGUCAGUGGGGAGAACUUUGUUUUUCUAGGUUAGGGGUUUGCGCAGAUCUAUACACAUACCCUUGCCAUGGUCCAGAGCAGUGUCACAUCUUGCCAGUGGCUACAGUGGUGAAUGCAUCUGGCCCACCCUGAAGGUUAGUGUGUGCCUGUAAAUCUUUGAGUCCAUGACAUGACUUGCUGACAAAGCUAAAAGAAAUCAGAUAUCAUAAGCUCAAGGAAGCUGGAAUUCUCUUCUGGCCCGUGGACAGGAGGGCUUGCCACUCUGCAGCUCCUUAUAAACCAGCAGGAAUGGUAUUCAUUAAGGCCAUACACUCGGAGCAACUACUCUGUUCUCUUCUGCUCCCCAGCAGGGUGCUGGGGGACUGUUGGGAGUCUCAGGAACAAGCCAUCCUUUUGAGAGUUAAGGCAGUUGAGCAAUACAAAGCUUUCUGAUUGGUAUGUUUCUGGGUUGCUUCUUCAUAUUCCUUUACCAGAACCCCGGAACUCUGCUGUUGGAGUCUCACUUUUUUUUUAAUGCAAAUUCUCUGUACACAUUAAACACAUCCCAUAAAGCUCUUAGAAAGGAGGUUCUGGGGUCAGGCAACUCUUGAGAGUUCUCAGGUGUGCUUGGAGCUCAAAGCCAGAAUUAAAAAACCUUGGGCACUGGAUAAAGGGUGAUAAUGAUGCUAACAUGACAACAAAUUCAGUGAGGAAAGAAAACAAAGGGGGGGGGGAGGGACACGAGUGGGAGGCCAACUGGGCUGUAGGUGAAUGCCAGGGUGAAAGGUCAGCUCUUUGUUCCAGCACAGAAACCGUUUUCCCAGUGGGACAUGACCACACUGGAACCACUGUUACUUGUAAGUAUGCCAGCUUACUGUAUUUAGUGUCUAUCCACUUCAAAAGCAAGUCUACACUUCUUUAAGAAAAGCUACAUCCUACGGUACACUGUUACAGUCAAAGUUUUCUUCAUGUUGAUCCCUCCUGGCUUGCCCAAUCUAUCCCUGUUGCUGUAGGGACAUUGACAUGGACAGUUGAAUCCUACUUGAACCAUUCUAGUCAGAAUUUAGAGUGAAGUUUUGAGAGACCAAAGGGCAGAAAGAAAGAGCCUCUCUAGUCACAGUGAGAUAACCACCAAAAGGCUUAGGACAUUAAGGAUAGGUUUCCUGGGUACAUGUCGGGAAGGCUUAGGCUACAUCCUUUGUGGAGGUUUUUAUUAAACCCAGAAAUGAGUCUUUAACAACGCUUCUGUGACUGGUAUAAAGACUCAUCCUCUUUCUAGAACAAACAAUAGGAAAAUUUCUAGUGGCAAGAAUGCAAAUGAACCCUAGGCCCCACCCCUGGGCCGUUGCUGUCUGCCAUUACAGGAAGUGUGUGUCAAUCAAGGCUUGACAGGGGAGAUAGAGCAUUUUAUUUUGGAAGCCAGAAGUUUAAGAACAAUGACUGGAAUUUCCUCUUUCUGUCCAGUAAGGGCUGUAUGUCACUGGGGAGAUAAAAGUCCAGGGGUAAGGAAUAAAGGUUAUCGGGAACUGCGCAACACAGAGUCACGCGGGGGGCAUGCAGGAGGGGAGGGCUUCUGGAGGAAAUCUAUUUCAAUGUCUGUCAUUAAGUUUCCAUUAAAAGAACAUUCGGUUAGGAAUUCAAAAAUACUUUAAUCUCUCCAGCCAGAUGCACACAGCUGGACUCUUGGAGAGGAGCCUCACAGAAGGGGAUUUGUACAUCGACUGGGCUGGGAACCAGCAUGUACCUCCAACCAGCCCACCUCUGCAUCCUUUGGAUGUUCUAGACACAAGUACCCUCCAUGCAGGGAGAAACCCAGGGUAGGGAUGCCUACUGAGUGUUUACUUGCCUCAGGUUCUGCUUCAAGCAUGAAAUACACCUCCCCUUUUAAUUUUCAUAACCGCUUUGUGAGGUCAGUGCUAUUUUUGUGCUUAGUUUUCAGGUGAGGCAGCUGAAAUAAGGAUCUUGCCCAGCAAGCCAAUAGCCAAUAGCCAAUAGCACGUUGGGAACCAGACCCAGCUGGUCUAGCCAGACAGCCUAUGAAUCUAAUUCCUUUUCUCUGAAUCCUGAGAUAGACCUUCUGCCCUCUGGUAAAAUACACAGGACUCUCAGGCAUUGGCCUGUAACCCACAGAGCAUGAGCACCCUUCGUCUGGUUGUACACUUUGGGAGAAGUGAGUCAUGGCUAGCAUUCAGGAAAGCAUCCCUGACCAGGCUUAGCAAGUCCUCCUAAGAUUAUAGUUUUGUCUUGUGGUGUGCUGUAGGUAAAAUGCAUAGCAGAACACCAGGACUGCUGUAGGUGUCUUGAAGCUCUGUCUGGCUUGUUAGUGCAAAUUGUACAAUCUGUACAUAUUUCAUGGUUAGGUGCGCUGAACAUAUAUACACACACAUACCGAUUGCAUGUGCUAGGCCUUCUGCUUAUGCUUAUAGGCACUUAUAAUUAAAAACUAUGUAAUAUUUUAUUUUAGUCUCUAAGGCAGAGACAGAAGCAAGUGAAUCUCUGUGAGUUCGAGGCCAACCUGGCCGACUGAGUGAGUUCCAGGACAGCCAGAGCUACACAGAAAAAUCCUGUCUCAAAAAACAAAACAAAACAAAACAAAACAACAACAACAAAAAACCAAACCAAACAAAAGGACUUUGAAGAUAGGGUUGUGGAAGGGUUGAAGGAAAUAAAAGACACAAAAUUUCCUCUCUAGAAAGAUUGUGACUAAAGUGCCGACACAGGGCAGGACCGAGAGAGCUGAAUGCAAAGGGUGUGUAGGUAAGCCCACCGAUCAUGGAACAGACCUCACAUUCUUGUGCUACACAGGUGUGGAAAUCAGGACAUUGGGCUCUGGAUUUUAUUUCAAACCAACAGAUGCUUGCUUGGGGCUCACUGUGAGCUAGGAACUGAGAGUUCCAUGAUGAGGUAGCUGGGGUCUUUCUCACUUAGAGCAAGGGCUUAGGCAGCUGGGAGGGGCACCUAUGAACUGUAGAAUCGAUGUUUGUGGAUAAAACAUUUUUGUCCUAUUCAAUAUGCAAUAGUAAAAAAUGAUGUAGGUCACAUGUUAACAGUGGUAUGACUGAAGACUUUCUAUAUUGUCUGCCCUCCAUCCUGUGAAGGAUGCACAGACAGUACAUUGCCUUAAGGUCAACUUGCUAUUUCCUCAAUGUGAUUUUUCAACAGCUUGACCUGUCAAUUUCUUACUUUUCUUGCUGAAGUCAAUAACUGGUGCUUGCAUUUGUCUGUUCUUUUUCUCUUCCUGUACUGAGGAUCAAAUACCAAUCUAAAUCCCCAGCUCUGACUGUUUUCUUUGAAUAAUUAUGUAAAGAAUUCAUGAGAUUUUAUGUCACAGAACAGGGCUUAGAAACAUAUUUGUAUCCACAUGCCCUAUGCUUUGUUUCCUCCUUGUUCUGUAAAGCUGACCAUUAUCAAUAGUUGUAAUCUGCUGCCCUUCAUUUUCUGUAAGCCUUAUUUGUAAUUGACAAAUAAUAAUUGUAUACAUUUAUGGGGAACUAUGUGACAUUCUGAUCCCUAUAAAUACCGUGGAAUGA
Messenger RNA from Meriones unguiculatus (Mongolian gerbil), 6856 nucleotides. RefSeq names its product potassium inwardly rectifying channel subfamily J member 1 (gene Kcnj1). The transcript is spliced from 3 exons. The record is from RefSeq and is a predicted model, not a curated record. Bases 346 to 1464 code for a protein of 372 amino acids. Gene Ontology annotation, cellular component: plasma membrane. Gene Ontology annotation, biological process: potassium ion import across plasma membrane; regulation of monoatomic ion transmembrane transport. Gene Ontology annotation, molecular function: ATP-activated inward rectifier potassium channel activity. Lineage: Eukaryota; Metazoa; Chordata; Mammalia; Rodentia; Muridae.